This is a messenger RNA of Mytilinidion resinicola, 2584 nucleotides long. RefSeq lists its product as uncharacterized. Gene Ontology annotation, biological process: DNA-templated transcription; positive regulation of transcription from RNA polymerase II promoter by galactose. The coding region runs from base 196 to 2091 and encodes 631 amino acids. Gene Ontology annotation, molecular function: zinc ion binding; RNA polymerase II cis-regulatory region sequence-specific DNA binding; DNA-binding transcription factor activity, RNA polymerase II-specific. The record is from RefSeq and is a predicted model, not a curated record. The transcript has 3 exons. Gene Ontology annotation, cellular component: nucleus. NCBI's taxonomy places the organism in Eukaryota, Fungi, Ascomycota, Dothideomycetes, Mytilinidiales, Mytilinidiaceae.
CCUGUGCCAAAGUCGGCCGUUAGCCUCGCCGCGGCUCCCGUCGGACAGACUCUUCAAGGUUCUCCACAGGUGGUCUGCACCAACUCGUCCACGGUACCAGCCUUGCGCAUCUCGGCCACGUCUCGUGCGGCAUGCCGAGCUGAUCCGCUUCUUCUCCACGCGGCACAACUCCCGAGUACCAACUUGCUGGCCCCGAUGUUCCACACCUUCCAGAGCUCCGUGGCCCUGCGGUCGCCGGGAUCUGCUGGUGAUCUUGGCGAGCAGGCAAAGCCCGCCGCGCGGUCGACGGGCUCGCGCCGCAUCUCCACGAGCAACGCCUGUGUCGAGUGUCGGCGUCGCAAGAUUCGCUGUGAUGGCACUCAGCCCUGUGGCCAGUGCAGGUGGUACCAGCAUCCCGAGGCCUGCGCCUAUUCGAAGCCUGCCCAGCGCGUGGUGCCGUCCCGCAACUACAACGACACUGCAUUGCCCAGCCGGACCAACUCUCCUCCCCCAGGGAUUGCGGAAGAAAGUCCCGGCGCUGUUCCACCUGGAAAAGAAGGCCAGGCGCUGAUUGAAAGCUACUUCGAACGCGUACACCUCUUCUUUCCCAUGAUCGAUGAACGCAAAUUCUGGACAACCUAUUUGUACGGCGAACGGAGUGACUCGCCUUGGCUAGCUCUCCUAAACAUGGUCUUUGCACUUGGCUCUCUCGCAUCUUCAACGGCAGAUAACGAAGCACAUUAUUCUUACUUCACGCGGUCACGGCAACACCUUUCUCUGGAAUCCUUUGGCAGCGGUAACCUGGAAGUUCUGCAAGCGCUGGGUAUGAUGAGCGGCUACUACAUGCACUAUCUCAAUCGACCGAACGAAGCUCAUUCUCUGAUGGGAGGAACGUUGCGAAUGGCAACUGCACUUGGUUUACAUCGAGAGUACGCGGAUCCCGCGCACCACAGCAGUGGGAACACACUCAGCAUCAUGCAACAUGGCGAACCUGACUCGAUCUCUCCGGAAAUGAGGAGGAGGAUAUGGUGGAGCUUGUUUUGCCUGGAUUCGUGGGCUUCCACUACGAUAGGCCGCCCUUCUCUUGGUAGAAUGGGCGCAUCCAUCACAGUGAACUUACCUGGGAAGAUUACGAAUCCUGCACACAUGUUCGCGCAACCAAACAGCGCUCAAUACAUCGAGCAGCUCAAGAUCCUCCCCUUAAUACACGCCAGCGAGUUCUGCAAAAUCGGCACUCGAAUCCAAGACCGCCUCGUCGAGCAACCGCUUCUGAAAUUCGAAGAGCUCGCCCAAUUCGACGCCGAACUUGUCCGCUGGCACGACGACCUCCCCUCCAUCCUCGCCAACACCGAAGAGCCCUGCCCCGAUUUCCUCAAACGCGUACGGCUGGUCAUGAAAUGGCGUCUCCAAAACAUCCGUAUCGUCCUACACCGCCCCGUCCUCCUCUCCACGGCCCUCCGCCGCACCCCCUUCGUCGCCCUGUCCGCCGAAGAAAAAGUCGCCGUGGGCAAAUGCCGCCUCAUCGCCGCCAAGACGAUCGAAGACAUGGCCGCCGAGUGCAGCAAUGAUCUCAUCUCGGGCUGGAACGCGUGCUGGUUCGCGUUCCAGGCCUCCAUGGUGCCCCUCAUCUCCCUCUUCAGCGACGCCUCCAACUCAGACGACAUCGACAAGUGGCGCGCCACGGUCGAGACGGCCCUGUCCUUCUUCGCGCGCAUCACGCCCUACUCCAUCGCCGCGCGCCGCUCCGCCGACGCCGUCUCGAAGCUCUACGACGCCUACAAGAUUGCCGCUGAAGCUGCUGAGACGAUGGCGCAAUCGGCACACUAUACCAACAACAACGACAACAGCUUCUUAGGGGUUGAGGGGCUCGAUGCGAACGGCGUCCCGCAGGACGUAACGGCUGGGCUGGGCAGCAUGGGUGGUGGGAUGGGCACGUGGCCGGAUCCGGCGAGCAUGGGCAACCUGUCCGGCUUCUGGGACGACAUGAUGUGGGAUACGAACUUGCCGGAUAUGCUGGAGACGCCGUUUGGGAUUGGGGACUAUGAUUUUCAGAGCGCGGCGCAGGAUGGGAGUGCGCCGUGUUGGAUGCAGGGGAAUGGUGAACAGCGCUAGGAUGCGCGGGGGGGUGAAUUUGGUAAAACGGAAAAGUUGGUUCUGGGAGGUGUUUGGGCUGAGUUUGGCUUGGGCUGGUCUUGGGCAUAAGCGUUGGCGGAACUGAAGGAAGGGGCGAAAUUCUUGCAUUUAUGGAUGGAUGAUUGGUUGGUGGGUGGGCGGUGUCACGAUUGGCUUCUGAACAUGCAUUCUACGACAUGGAAAACGGGGGCGAUAUAGGCUUGGGAACGGAGCUUGAAGGAUAUCAUCACGUCAAACCGUCGAUAUAGCAGACUAUUCUCAUUGUCCCAGUCGAUACAGUGGAACCAUUUUCAUAUUUCUCGGAGAUCAUGGGAAGGGCGUUUUGGAGUAAGGAACGGGGAUAAGAUUGGUUACUGCAUGCUUAGAGUACGGGGAAGACUGGUGGCGGUAUAUGUGCGAGGAAUAGUCUGGGUAGAUGGUGAAAGCGAAGAAGCGUUUCAGAUGCGGGCCCUUUGAGGACUGCUUUGCUGGU